UGCCUGACUGGAAAGCGCGCCUGCCCGCGCCCGGCCGCGGCGGACCCUCGGGGAGACCGAGCCUCAGGCGCGCUCCUCCGCGCUCGUUCCUACCGGGCGGCGGCCCGGGAGCGCGGCCUCCUCUGGCUCCUCAGGGCGGACAACCUCGUCGCCCACGAGCCAGGCCGCGGGGCUCGCGGAGCGCAGCGGCCCCCGCCGCCGCCGCCGCCGCCGGCCGGAGUCGCCGAGCGCUUCGCCGCGGCCGCGGGCCAUCCCCGGGCCGGCGCGGAGGCUUGGCCGAGCCGUUCCGGAGGCGGGCCGUUCCGGAGGCGGAAGGGGCGGCGACACAGGACUCGGCGGGGCAGCCGUGCGGGGUCCUCGCGCGCCUUCCACGUGGGGUCCCGGUCCCGAGCGGCCCGUCCCCCGCCCCGGCCGGCCAUGGUGGCCACCCACAGCUCGCGCGGUGAGGGGUCCCGGGCUGCCGCGCGCAGGACUUUGUCCGGAGCCGGCCGGGCGCAGGCGAGGCGGCAAGCAAAGGCUACCAAGAGGAAGCAGCAAGCGUCCAGCGCGGCUCCCCCAGCAAAACGGAGGAACGAAACAUCGCUGCUCCCAGCCGGGAAGACUGCUGUCAGAGACACUGAACGGGCUUUCAGGAGGCGUGCACAGAAGGUGUUUUCUCCCAGGAAGUGUUCAGUUAGCGCGGGUGAUGGGAGCCGAGAGGAGAAACCGUGCAUUAAGACUUCGUCGUUGUUUAAAAACAACCCUGAGAUCCCAGAGCUGCCCAGACCUCGGGUGGAGCAGGCGUGUGAGACGGUGUUCACUCCCGACGCGUUCCAGGAGCUGGGCCUCCACCCACACCUGAUUUCCACAAUAAAUACGGUUUUUAAAAUGUCUAGUAUGACCAGUGUUCAGAAGCGCAGUAUCCCUGUGUUGCUAGAAGGCAGAGAUGCUCUGGUGAGAUCCCAGACGGGCUCAGGGAAAACUCUUGCUUAUUGCAUCCCUGUGGUCCAGUCUCUUCAAGCAAUGCCGUCAAAAAUACAGCGCAGCGAUGGCCCCUAUGCUCUGGUGAUAGUGCCGACGCGAGAGCUGGCUCUGCAGAGCUUUGACACCGUCCAGAAACUGCUUAAGCCUUUUACCUGGAUUGUGCCCGGAGUGUUAAUGGGAGGAGAGAAGAGAAAGUCAGAAAAAGCCAGACUUCGCAAAGGAAUAAAUAUCCUUAUCUCAACCCCCGGCCGCCUGGUGGAUCACAUCAGAUCCACAAAAAACAUUCAUUUUAGUCGGAUCUGCUGGCUGGUUUUGGAUGAAGCAGACAGAAUCUUGGAUCUGGGUUUUGAGAAGGAUAUCACAGUGAUACUCAACGCUGUAAAUGCCGAGUGCCGGAAGCGACAGAACGUCUUGCUGUCGGCAACACUCACAGAAGGUGUGACACGGCUGGCUGACAUCAGUUUGCACAAUCCAGUCAGUGUUUCUGUCCUGGAUGAAAGCCGUGACCAGUGUAACCCAGAGGGCAAAGCAGUGCAGGAAGUCAGUCCUCCACAGCCUGGUUCCCGGCCGGAUGGCUUUGCGAUCCCAGAGAGUCUGGAUCAGCACGUGACACUGGUUCCCAGCAAACUGAGGCUUGUCUGCCUGGCAGCCUUCAUCCUACAGAAGUGCAAGUUUGAGAAAGACCAGAAGAUGAUCGUCUUUUUCUCCAGUUGCGAGCUGGUGGAGUUCCACUACCACCUCUUCCUCCAGACGCUGGCGAGCGGCUCGGGGGCCCGGGCCUCGGGGCCGUCACCAUCUGCCUGCACGCGAUUAAGAUUCCUGCGGCUUCACGGCAACAUGGAACAGGAGGAACGGACAGCGGUGUUCCAGGAAUUCGCCCGAUCCAGGACAGGCGUCCUCCUCUGCACGGACGUUGCAGCCCGAGGCUUAGAUCUCCCUCAGGUCACGUGGAUUGUUCAGUACAACGCUCCGUCUUCACCUGCAGAAUACAUCCACCGCGUUGGAAGAACCGCCCGGAUUGGCUGCCACGGGAGCAGCCUGCUCAUUUUGGCUCCUUCGGAGGCAGAAUAUGUCAACUCCUUGGCUUCUCACAAAAUCAAUGUCUGUGAGGUUAAGAUGGAAGACAUUUUGUCUGUUCUGACAAGGGAUGACUGCUUCCAAGGGAGAGGAAGGGGGAAUCAGAAACCCCACGCUGGUGGCCCCCAGGAAACCCGCGCUCGAGCCACAGUCCUGCAGACGGUGUUUGAAGAUUACGUGCACUCCAGUGAGAGGACGCUCUCCUGGGCAAAGAAAGCUCUGCAGUCUUUCAUCCGCGCCUACGCCACCUACCCCCGGGAGCUGAAGCACAUCUUCCACGUCCGAUCCCUCCACCUGGGGCAUGUGGCCAAGAGCUUCGGGCUUAGAGAUGCCCCCCAAAACCUCAGUGUCUCGGCUGGAAAGAAGAGGAGAGCCGGCAUGAAGAGGCCUGCCCUUGGGAAGGAGACCCAGAGCAAGCGCCGCCGCCUGGCUGAGAUCCUGCGCUCCGAGUACUCCAGUGGUUUGGAGACUGUGGCUGCCAAGGUCACCGGGCAGGACAGACACGGAGGGAGGAGAGCCGGCAGCCUCGGCCGUGGGAGACAGAAGCGCUCUCCGUGAAAGCGGAGCCCCGGGAGGGCCUGGGCUGGCACGGGCGUCCUGUGGAGCCCCCUGCAGGAGCGGGCUCGGCGGCCUGGCCUCUGACACUCUGAAUCCCCCGCGGCAGGGGUCCUGAUGGAAUCCUGGGGCAGGGGUCACCAGCCAGCCCUCCAGAGAUGGCUGAUUCUGUCACCUGCAUCCAGGAGAGACGCCUGUGCGGCAUCCUGGACGGCCUGACCCGCCCUGCAGCCCUGUCGGUCAGUCAGCAAGGCUGGGGCAGGUUAGCAGCUGGAGCUGAAUCUGCACGUAAGGGGCGAGUCAAGUCCCAGGAGCUCUGUCGCAGAGAACCCAGGGAGUGUUGUGACCCGGGCCAGCGCAUCUGCCGUGGGAGCCCGGCACGCGUGCCCUGCCACGUCCACGUCCACGGGAGCCUCUGAUUCCCCCAUGCCUCCGCUCUGUGCCCCCCACCGAAUCCCGCCUGGUCUUGAGAGGGGUCUGGGGUCUUUGUGCUGUGACCUGACCCCAGCUGCCCCGCUGCCAUUGUGUUUUCUGGAAAGCUUGAAAGGAGCCCCCUGGAGACCCUUGAUUCCCCAAUAAAUGUAAGAUUUGGACCC
Molecule: messenger RNA, 3191 nt
Organism: Oryctolagus cuniculus (rabbit)
Lineage: Eukaryota; Metazoa; Chordata; Mammalia; Lagomorpha; Leporidae
Gene: DDX31
Product: DEAD-box helicase 31
Molecular function (GO): RNA helicase activity; nucleic acid binding; ATP binding
Source: RefSeq, a predicted model, not a curated record